CUUCUUGUUUCGUGUCUUCUUACUCGUCGUCAUGUUCUCGGUUCUAGGGCUCACUCUGAUCCUACUCUCCUCCUUUGCCCUUGCUGCCGACCUCUAUAAAGUUCUAGACCUACAUAAAUCUGCGUCAGACAAAGAUAUACGGCAUGCCUACAAGAAACUAAGCAGGAAAUUCCAUCCCGACAAGAACAAGGAUCCUGAUGCGGAAGACAGAUUCGUAGAGAUAGCUCACGCCUACGAAGUUCUCUCGGAUCCAACGAAACGUCAAAUAUACGACCGACAUGGCGAGGAAGGCUUAAAGGCCCACGAAGGAGGCCAGGGUCAAGCAAAUCCCUUCGACGUGUUUUCAAGCUUCUUUGGUGGAGGACACCCAUCAAGUCAAGUACGUCGCGGCCCGACGUCUGUAACCGAAUUCGAAGUGGACCUCGCUGAUAUGUACACGGGCCAAAGCAUAGACUUCAUGAUCAAGAAGCGAAUAUUGUGUGACCACUGUAGAGGAUCAGGCGCUGCAACAGACGGAGACAUACAUACGUGUUCGGGAUGUGGAGGUUCGGGUGUUAAACUCGUCAAGCAACAGAUAUUCCCAGGAAUGUUUGCACAGAGCCAGACAACAUGCAAUGAGUGUGGUGGACGAGGCAAGGUCAUCGCACGUAAAUGCCCUCAUUGCGAUGGACAUAAAGUCAUGGACCACACUGCGCAUUAUACGCUGGAAGUUACCCCUGGGAUGCCGGAGGGACAUGAAGUUGUGUUUGAAGGUGAAGGUGACGAGAGUCCAGAUUGGGAAGCAGGAGACGUCGUUUUGAGAGUGAGGAGCCGAAAGAGCAAAGGCGGUUGGAGGCGAAAGGAGGCAAGUCUGUACUGGAAGGAAACCAUUGGUAUCGAUGAGGCACUCUUAGGCUUUGACCGCAACCUAACUCAUCUUGACGGACAUACUGUCAGGCUACAGCGAAAGGGUGUGACGCAGCCAGGCUUUGUUGAAGUCAUCGAGGGAGAAGGUAUGCCGCGGUUCGAGAACCGCCAUCUUCACGGAGACCUAUUCGUAGAAUAUAAUGUGGUCCUACCGAAACAACUUUCUCCACAACUUCGGAAAAAAUUGACGGAAGCCUUCGCGUCUUCUGGUUCAGUGCGCGAUGAGCUAUAGAGCGCACUAUAGAUCACCAACAUUGUAUUCCUAACGCUGCAAUUUAUUAUCCUUAUUGAUACCAUUCUGGUCAACAUAUCCAGCA
Molecule: messenger RNA, 1223 nt
Organism: Desarmillaria tabescens
Lineage: Eukaryota; Fungi; Basidiomycota; Agaricomycetes; Agaricales; Physalacriaceae
Exons: 12
Coding region: 32-1138 (368 amino acids)
Biological process (GO): protein refolding; response to heat
Cellular component (GO): cytoplasm
Molecular function (GO): Hsp70 protein binding; ATP binding
Source: RefSeq, a predicted model, not a curated record